Messenger RNA from Darwinula stevensoni, 3110 nucleotides. NCBI's taxonomy places the organism in Eukaryota, Metazoa, Arthropoda, Ostracoda, Podocopida, Darwinulidae. The record is from the annotation of a GenBank genome assembly.
AUGGAGUGUGCAAGUUCCUUCUUCUCUGUGAUUGGUGGUGAUAUGGAACAAGGACCUUUGGUUGGAACUAUGGAGUUCCAUGAGUCUUCCUCAGAUUCUGAGGGUGAAUUCGUGGAUGCCAAUGAAGAGUUUUCAAAUGGAGAUGGUCUGUGUGGGAAUGAGGAUCCAACUAACUCAAAGCUUACCUUGAACUUGUCAUCAGCGGCAUCCUGUAGGUCCUGGCAGGCCAAGGAGGGUAAAAUGUGGCUUCAAGGGUCAGAACAAAUACCAGUAAUCCCAAGAAGCCCUUCCUUGCCCAAUAGUAGAUCUGGCAACAUGACCCCAGAAGACCCAUCAUUGAUGACCAGUGAAGACCUGGUGAAGGCCAUCCAGCUGACAUGCCAUGUCACUGACCUAUUCUUCAACAAUGAAUUUAAGAAGGCCAAGGCAUUGCUAAAAGCAGGAGCUGGAUCCAGCUUUUACCCUGCUUUGGGGUAUGGUGUAAUCAUGUGCCUAGAAGCUGUGAUGACGAUGAGUGAGGAAGAUAUCCAGGCAGCCCUUCAUACCAUGAAGAAUUCCAUUGAGGUGUGUCAGCGGUUUCGAAAGAAGCAGGGGAGCCUUUUGACAUCUACAAUGUCUAGGAUGGUGAGGUUCAAUCAAGUUCCUAAAUGGAGUGAAGUUGAGGCUCAUGCUGAACUCUGCUAUUCAGAAUGUUACCUGCUUAAAGCAGUCCUAACAUUCAUCGAAGAUGAGAAUCUCAUCAGCUUUGUUAAAGCUGGGCUUCAGAUCCGAUCUGCUUAUGGUUCCUACAAAGACUGCUGGACUUUUUCACAGUCACAGAACUUAGAAUGGUCAAAGUACAUCAGGGAAAAUUUUGUUUGUGGAGUCAAGUUGGGAGUAGGUGGAUUCAAUCUGCUUCUGUCUCUACUGCCACAGCGAGUUCUCCGUCUUCUUGAGUGGAUUGGCUUCUCAGGCAGCCGGACCUUUGGUCUGCGGCAAUUAGAAGAUGGGCAGAAGUGUGAGGGUUCAAUCCGCCAAACCAUGUGCAGGCUUAUCAUAGCUGGCUAUCAUCUGUUUGUGACCUUCCUCUUUGGGAUUGGAGAUGGUGAUCUCCAACAGGCAGCAUCCAUACUCACUGCUCUUCAGGCUAAAUAUCCCAGUGGGGCUUUCCCUCUGUUUCUGGCUGGUCGUUUGAAACUCGUUGAAGGUAACUUCGAGGAAGCAGUGAAAUUACAUCACCAGGCAUGGCACUCCCAAGAUCAAUGGGUCCAGUUUCAUCACUUUUGCUUCUGGGAGAUCAUGUGGUCACACAUGUAUCUGUGUGAAUGGGAGAGAGCAGCAGAGUUUGCACAGAAACUUUUCAAGGAGUCCCGCUGGUCUCCAUGUGUCUAUGCUUACUCUCUGGCCAUAUUACUUCUCGAAAUUCGUGAUCCAACUCCAGAACAGGAGAAAGAGAGAAAUGAACUCAUGAGGAAAGUGCCGAGUUACCGACAGCGUAUAGCAGGAAAGUCGAUUCCACUGGAGAAGUUUGCUGGCAAAAAAAGUGAACGAUAUUUUGCCCAGGGGGAGAAGCUAGUGUUACCCUCCCUAGAGGCCAUCUAUCUGCACAAUGGAUUUCUAGUCAUUGGAAAGAGAAAGGACCUCCUUGAAUCCAUUUUGGACAAUGUAUCGCUGGCUCAGGAAUCUUUAGAAAAAGGGAAUACCUACUAUGUGGAUAACUGGUGCCUGACAAUGGUCCUGCGAGGAAUGUGCUUGAGGUACCUGAAAAGGGCAAGUGAGGCAGAAGUCACUUUUGCUGCUGCUCUCCAGAAGAAAGAUGAGAUCCAGGAUGAUACGUAUCUGCCUCCCUACAUAACAGCCGAGUUGGGGUUCCUUCAUCUAGAGCUGGGAAAUCUGGUCAAGGCCAAAUCUUUCCUCGAAUCUGCCAAGUCUGACUACAAGGGCUUCUCGCUGGAGUCUCGACUCCACUUCCGAAUCCAUGCAGCUCUAAAAAUCAUCAGGCAGCAGGAGAAAGAUAUAAUGAAAAGCUAUGUCCUGGGUUCCACAUGGCUUCCAUCUCCAAGGAUGCUAAACUUGAAUGAGUUGAAGUACAGCAGCAAAAUGCUUGACAUCAUUCACUGGGUUGAAUUGCAGAGCAGGAAGGUCCUGGAGGAAAUUCAACUGCAGAAAAAGCAGUUGCUGUUGAAGCAAGGGGUUGCUGCAAGUCUUUCAUCUACUUCAUUAUACUCAUCUCCUCCCACCCCUCAACUGGCACCUUCACCAGCAAAUGGAUCUCUUGUUGGCAGUGAGACUGCACUCUUAAACCCAGCCCAGCAAGCUACAUUGCAGCAGGCAUAUGCCACUUCCCUUGGGUACUUUGUCCCACAAGACUCUGCAUUUGGGAACCUCAUUCUUCCUGUGAUCCCCAGAUUGGACCUCAAACCAUCUCUACCUCUUACCAAAUAGAUCCCAGAGAAUGAAGAGGAAAGAAUUGGAAAUGCUGCUACAAGAUGUCUCAGGUUUCUCCCACCCAAAAGUGAACUUGGAGCAGUAUGAAACGCGGCCCCACAUUGCAGCCUCGAUGCUUUACACCAUACAGUCCUCGUUUGAUGACAUCGCAGGGAAACGCAUCCUGGAUCUUGGUUGUGGUUGUGGGAUGUUGUCCCUCGGUUCGGCCUUUCUCGGUGCAUCCUAUAUCCUCGGUGUCGACAUCGACACGGCCGCAUUGCAGACCUUGUUGCAGAAUGCAGUGGACUUUGAGGCUUCAGCCAUCGACUGUCUGCUUUCAGAUGUGCAACAAAUGCCUAUCCUUCACAAGGGACAGUUUGACACUGUGAUCAUGAAUCCUCCAUUUGGGACCAAACAGAACCAAGGCAUCGACAUGGAGUUUCUUCGAGAAGCCAUCGAGUGUUGCGAAGGUGCAGUGUACUCUUUGCAUAAGACAGCAACCCGAGAUCACGUGCUGAAGAAGGCCGCCUCGUGGGGUCGGGAGGGAAAGGUCUUGGCCGAGCUCAGGUACGAUCUUCCGUCGUCCUUGUCCUUCCAUAGGAAGCGAUCUGUUGACAUCCAAGUGGAUUUCUUCCGAUUUGCACCAAAGAGGUGAUGCACUGUUCCUUGAAUGGUUUUCAUUCAUUUUAUGCAAUAAAGCUGGC